ACUUCUCUUCUCCUUCCCUUAGACAGCUUAGGCUGCGGUGUGUUCCUCUCUAGGAUUUGACGCUCAUCUGUGUGUGUGUAUAUAUACGAAUAUGUGUGGCAACAGAGGGACAGACAGUGUGCAGUUUACAGGGCCACAGAGCGCGAGCGUCAGAAAGAGUUGGAACGGAAAUGCAAUAAGCUAUGCAACAAGGAGAAAAGGCUCAGGAAAGAAAACAGAGAGGCAAAUACAGAGGCAGAGGCACUUUGAGAAAGCGACAGAUCAAGAGAAAAAGGCAAAGUCAGAGAAGCAGGGACAGGCUACUGAAGUUGAUCCAGCCAUAGCGCAGCGUAGCUCUGUAACAUAAGAGAAAAACACUACGCAGGAGCUGACAGCGAUCUGCAUGGGGAGGACGGCCAUGUUUCCGCCCCUCCUCCUCCUCCCGGUUUAAUCUGCUCCAAAACUCCAGCAAUGUUGGAGAGAAGAGAGGAGACGCCACAAGGCCGGGCUGACAGGGAACAUCCAGCGAUCAUGGCGACGUUGAUGAUGAUAAUGAUGGCAAAGACGCCAAGGCAGGACAACGACUGUUCGCAAAGUCACUUCAGUGGAUGGCCCCAGAAGUGGAGGCCAGAUGGAAAUUGGGUCACAUGACCGCCUCCAGGAAGGCGCGCUGAGCCUGGAACUGGCCAAUGGGGUGAAUCGCUUCCCCAAUGAUGAAGCCUCAUCUAUGGAAACAGAUCAGCAGAGGGCAGGGAGUGUGCCUCCUAGGCAGUGCUGGGUGUCAGGACAUGGAAAGGUCAGUGACACCCAACAACAAUGUUGGAACGGCAGCAGCGGUCCCACCCCUGGUGAACCUGUUCACCACGCAAACAUGGAGGACGCCCACAACCUGGUGGCUUUCUCUGCUAUAGCCGGCUCCCUGCCUCCUUCUUCCUCCUCCUCCUGCCCCGUGCAGCCUAACACAGGCCAGCUCUAUGAGAAGUUCACCAAAGAGGUGGGUGCUGAUGGAGUUCAGGCCAAACCUGAGGGAAGCUGCCAAACUCCAGAAGACUUGAACACUCUCCAGUCAGCACUGAGCCAAGCUAAGCAUGGACACAAGCCCCUCAACUGCAACUGUGAUGGGCCUGACUGUCCAGACUACCUUGAGUGGCUGGAGAAGAAGAUUAAGUUGGCCAAUAGUGGGGAUCAAGGUGGCUGCAAGACGGCGGAUGCUCCCCCACACGUACACCCUCAUUUGCAGCAUCACCCUCAGCCCUACCCCGAGAUGAAUGGUGGCCACCGUCUGUCUUCUCCCUAUCCCCAGCAGCAGGGAUCUCAAGGCCCUCACUCAGUCCAUAUGCCCUGCCCCAAACCCCCAAUUCCCUGCUCUCCCCAGGUGCUCUCCAUAGCCAAGGAAAAGAACGUCAGUCUUCAGACAGCCAUCGCAAUAGAAGCUCUGACGCAGUUAUCUGGUACUGGUCCACAAGCUGCCGGCUCUCCCUACAACAGUAACCUCCAUCACCACCAACAUACCCACAACCUCCAAUCUCAACCCCCCAAUGGCACUAGCGUGAUCCCGUCCUCUCCCGGCCCCCAAUCAUCCUCCUCACGCUCUCAAUCCGUCCCUCCAGGACUACACAACAUCCAGCAGGCCCCAGGGUCCUGCGAGCACCACAGACCCCAUUCCCAGGGCCAGCCACCCGAUGCUUCCCCUCUCCCCUCCUCUACCUCUCCUUUCCCAGGCCAGGGAAAACAUCCAGGCUUCAGCCCUAAUCCCCAGCAGUGGCAGCAGGGUGCAGGUAGAGGCUCUGAACAGAGGAACCCGUGGAUGUGUGUUAAAUCUGAGCCCCAGUCUCACUACGCUGCCGCACCUCACAGCAGCUCAGACCCCAUGUCAGAGCUCAAACAGCUGCUUGGUGACACCAGCAGCAAGUUUAGCAAUUUCAAGCUUCCAGUCCCACAGCAGCUGAAUCAGAAUGGAGGUGUCCAGGUCCAGGACAACCCAGCAUUGGCCAGGAUAAAGCAAGAACCGGACUCUGGUGAGCACUACCAUCACACUGCCUCCAUGGGGCAUUACGGCAUGGCUAAUGGUCAGCAGCUGGGUCAGCACUACCCUGGCGGUCCUCUAUCUCCUGGCCAGGCAGCCAUCCGCCACUCCACUCAGGCAGCUCUGCAACAACACCUUCACUACAAGAGGAACCUCUUCUCUAACCACUCCCCUGUCUUUGGAGCACCAGGCCCUCGUGCACCUAUGGCUUGUCAAAACUUGAAAAAAUGGUGGCCACAGAUUGAGGCAGAAGGGUUGCCACAUCUGCCCAUCAAACAGGAACCCAAGGAACCCAAGAGGAGAAAAAGCAGCCAAGGUUCUCCUGUUGUUAAAGCUUCGAGCGGGAUGCUUGCAGUCCCUCCUCUGCCCAAACCCAAGCCGAUAAUCAUCAAGAAGACCAAGCAGAAAGCCUCCCUGCCAACCUUCCUGCCUCAGAAUCAGAUCACCGUACAAAAACCAUCAGUCCUCGCGAUGGACAGAGCCGCAGCCCUGGCCGGCCUGCUACCCUCUCUACCCAUCCACAGUAACUCCACUCAGGCUGCUGCUGCAGGCCUCCCUGCCCCAGCCCAAUCUCAGGUAUCCAUUUCCAGCUCCUCAAUGACUCCCUCUUCCACUGUUUCUUCUUUGUCUGAAAACACUCCGGUCCUCAUGGGCCACAUUCUCCCAUCUGUGGCCCUGUUUCCUAAAUCAGAUGGAGUGGGCAUCUUGGCCUCCAGUAACACCAGCACCACCACACCUGUGACCUCCACAUCUCCAUCCAGCACUUCACAAUUACCGAGUGUCAUGAACAUAGACCCCAAGUAUGAAGAACUGAUCCGGCAGUUUGAGGCUGAAUUUGGGGACUCGGCCUCAGACGCACCUGCCACUCAGUCCAUGGAGAUGUCUACAGACCCUCAGCCGCUGAACCGGUCCCAGACAAGUUCUCAGGACCUCAGUCCCACAUCAUCGACUCCCUUAAUUCACACCUCUCAAACCAGCUCCACACCUCAUCCAGACGAUCGGGAGAUGGACGUCAACAAGUCAGGGACCCAAAGUGAAGCAACCAUGAAUAAGACACCUACAGAAAGCCCUAUGGUGGAUAACAAUCAGCACCAGGAGGCCAGGAGACUUGAGGAUAUGUUCAGCAUGCCGUGUUCUUCGCUGCCCAAGCGUAUGAAGAUCGAAUCCUCUGGGGAUAUAACAGUACUUUCCACCACAUGCUACUCUGAGGAGAACACGCCAACUAAGGACGGACUGCCCUCCUCUCCGUCUCUCAGAGGAUUCCUAGAGUCUCCUCUGCGGUACCUGGACACCCCAACCAAGACCUUGCUGGAUACUCCUUCCAAGGAUCUACAGGCAGAGUUCCCUGUCUGCACAUGUGUCGAACAAGUCCUCGAGAAAGAUGAAGGGCCGUACUACAAUCACCUGGGAUCUGGACCUACUGUCGCUUCAAUACGAGAUCUGAUGGAGAGAAGGUACGGAGAGAAAGGAGAUGCCGUCCGGGUCGAGAAGGUGGUUUACACAGGCCGAGAGGGGAAGAGCUCACAUGGAUGUCCUAUUGCUAAAUGGGUGAUUCGUCGUAGCGGUGAGACGGAGAAGCUGCUGUGUUUGGUGCGUCACCGUGCCGGACACCACUGUGAGAACGCCCACAUCAUCAUCCUCAUCAUGGCGUGGGAGGGGGUGCAGCGGGGUCUCGCUGACCAGCUGUACCAGGAGCUCAGCAACACCCUCACUCAGUACGGAAACGCCACCAGCCGGCGCUGCGGCCUCAACGACGAUCGGACCUGUGCGUGUCAGGGUAAAGACAUGGAGACCUGCGGCGCUUCCUUCUCCUUCGGGUGCUCCUGGAGUAUGUACUUCAACGGCUGCAAGUACGCCCGCAGCAAAACCCCGCGCAAGUUCAGGCUGCAAGGAGAGCGCCCUGAACAGGAGGAAAAACUGGGGGUUAACCUGCAGCACCUGGCGACAGAACUGGCUCCUCUGUACAAGCAGCUGGCUCCGCAGGCAUACAGCAACCAGUGCCUGACAGAGUCCAAGGCUCCAGAGUGCCGGCUGGGACUGAAGGAAGGCCGGCCGUUCUCCGGAGUCACCGCGUGCAUGGACUUCUGUGCACACGCUCACAAGGACCAGCACAACCUGUACAACGGCUGCACAGUGGUGUGUACGUUGACGAAGGAGGACAACCGCGCGGUGAAGGGUGUCCCUGAGGACGAGCAGCUGCACGUGCUGCCUCUCUACAGGAUCUCUCCCACGGACGAGUUUGGCAGCGAGGAGGGGCAGCGGAUGAAGAUGAAGACGGGAGCCAUCCACGUGCUGCAGGCUUUCCGACGACCGGUGCGCAAGCUGCCCGAACCGGCCAAGUCCUGCCGACAGCGCCGCCUGGAGGCCAAGAAGGCAAACUCAGAGAAGAAGAAGAACAAACUCCUGCAGCAGGCGGGGGAGACGCCGGAGAAAACCGUGGUGAAGGCAGAGGUCUGCGUCACGGGGUCCCCUCACCCCCCAGGCAAUAAAGCAAUUAUAAAACAAGAGGUGAAGCCCAACAUCAAGAAGGAGCCCUUCAACGGAUCAAUGGAUGGAUACCCUGUGCAGGCAGCAGACCCCUUCAACAGCAGGUACCCCCACCCUGCCUACUAUGCAAGGGGAGGCCCCCCCCCCACCGGCCAGCCCUCUGCACCCGACCCCGUCAACGGUCUCCACCCAAAUCUGCCCGCAAUGCACUAUGGCUACUACAACUACCCCGCCAAUGCACUUUUCCGCCCCAAGCUGAGGACCUACGAGGGUCGAAACGGCUCUUUGUCCAAACAGGGCGGCACUCCUGUCCCGGUGGACACUAAGCCGGAUGUUCAGAGUCUCCAGGCCCGGCUGGCGCAGUCCUACCCGAACCCCCCCGAGCUCGCCAACCACCCGAACCACAGCGCUUACAUCCAGCCUGCGGACUACACCCAGUCCCGCCACUCCUCCGUCUGCUCCGACUCCUCCAACAGAGGCACGCCGCUCAUCAAACAGGAGCCUAUGGACAUGCCGGUGUAUGAGAACCCGAUGCAGAGCCAGGCUAACACACCGAGCACCACCCCCCAGCCGGCCCCCUGGCCUGGGCACAAGCUCAAUGGGAGUAUCGCCCCCGAGGCCUCGCUGAUGACCCCCGACAAGCAGCAGCCGUUCCCUCAGCAGUGGACGUCCUACCCCGGCUUAAACCCCCGGAUGGCAUCCCCUGCCCCGUCGCCAUCACUCCAGAUACCCCCCUCUCCAUCUCCGUCCCCUCAUCUCGUCCCAGCACUCCCGGGUAACAUCCACCAGGGGUCUCCCCGUCCGGGAACACCUCAGCACUGGCCCAGCCCGGCCCCCAGCCCUCAGCCCAACCCACCGUGGGCCAUGGGGCCGGCGUUCAUGCCCGGUUUGAAGCACAGCAACCCCGCAGGAGCUUACCCCGACAAGAUCUGGUCCAAGACGGGGGAGAGUCGGUGUCCCACUCCCCUCGGGCUGCAGGAGAAAUCGUGGAAGUCGUGUGGAGGUUCGCUGGCGGGCAGCACGCCGUCCCCCGUCCCCGAGGGCCGCCUUUUCCCCGACGCCCUGCAGCAGUCGGAUCAGGCGAGCUGGAACCCCGGCCGCGCAGAGAGCGACGCCGAGAGCAACAAGGACCGCGACGAGGACGAGUGGUCCGACAGCGAGCACAACUUCCUGGACAACAACAUCGGGGGUGUGGCGGUCGCCCCGACCCACGGCUCCAUCCUGAUCGAGUGCGCUCGGCGGGAGCUGCACGCCACCACUCCGCUCAAAAAGCCCGAUCGCUCCCACCCCACGCGCAUCUCCCUGGUCUUCUACCAGCACAAGAACCUGAACCAGCCCAACCACGGCCUGGCCAUCUGGGAGGCCAAGAUGAAGCUGCUGGCGGAGCGGGCGCGGCAGCGGCAGCUGGAGGGCGCGCUGCUCGGCCUCUCGCAGGAGGAGAUCAAGGCACUCUCGAAGAAGCGCAAGUGGGGGACGACGGCGGCCGGCGCCAGCCCAGGACCGGGACAAUCUAAAGACAACAGGGAGGGGCCGGUGACGCGGUUAGCCCCCACUUGCCACACCUCCUCCAUGGUGACUGUGUCUCCCUAUGCCUUCACCCGCCUCACUGGGCCCUACAGCCACUUUGUCUGAGGGCGGACGUUCACACACACUGACGGUGGAGCAGCGCAGGGUGGAUGAAUGUCUCUCAGCCGUCCUGCAGUCUGGCAUCUCCCCCCCCCUUCACAGUCCACUUGGAGGAGGGGAUGUUUUUAUUGUUUUUUACCUCAUGUCAGGCAGGUGUUUCCGACACGCUGCCUGUGGUGCUCUGCCUCUCUCGUCCCCGGAGAGGAACUCCAUUUGCUUUUUCUUGUUCAUAGAAUUGUAAUGAUUCAAAUUAUUGCUAUUAUUAUCAAUAUAAUUAUGAUUGCUAUUGUUACUGUCAAUGUUGUUAUUACAGGUAUUAUUAUAAUGAAGACUUGUUUUUUUUUAUUAUUGCUGUUGUCAUUAAUGUUAUUAUUAAUGAUGUGAUUGUUUGUUUGUUUUGGUUAUGUUUUUUUAAAUCAAUCAGUCUGAGUCCGUCAGACAUUUGCUUUUUCCGUGUUUGGAAAACAUGUAACCUUUUGUUUCUGUUUCCGAUUUGUCUUUGUUCUUGUCAAACUUCCAGCUGUACCAAGAGGAGGAGACACUAUCUGCCUGGCAAGAAACGCACAAAGUCAUCAUCCGUACACAAACAAAGCCUUAGAUACCUAUCUUUAGAGGUCUAAUAAACAGAUACGUAUCUUUGAAUUCAAGGCAGUUUAGACUUCGAUAAAAGAUCAUUGCAAUUGUUAUCAACUUGUGUUUAAUAUUCAAAUGUCAUUACCUGGAAUGAUUCAGUGCACCAGCAGCACUUUUGUCGAAUACAUUAUAUUAUAUUUGCUAUUACCCGGCACUUGCAUAUACUUCAAAUGUUUACCAUUUGCAUUUUCCUAGCAUCAUUUGCAACAAGAACAUGUUCUGUUGUUGUCUGAUCAAUAGAAGUGGUUUCUGCUGUCAAAGCAGUCUAGUGGAAAUAACAGUUUUAGUUGCACAAACAAUUGGACUUUAAUGUUGACCUUUUUGAUGUGGUCGCAGUAAGAAGUAGGACACAUGAACAGGCUGCGUCUCUGAUGUUAGAGCUGAAGAGCAGCGCUUGCUUUUGAUCCCCUAGCACUCUAAAACUGAAGUGAAUCCAAAUCAAACAAUGCCCAGGUUAGAACAAUAGCAAUUGACAUUUUAACCCACAUUCGGACAGAAAGCUGCUUGCCGUUAGAUGACGUGCUCCUCCUCUUCUGCACCCCUCCAGCUUUUUCCAACUGGUGCUCAACUUCCAGCUCUGAUCGAUUGUCAUUCCUUCAGCUACUCUUCAUGGCACUUGAUGCUGUGCUUCGGUGCUCUGACUCUAAUCUGGCUCAAAUAGCGUUGGCAAGUGAAUCGAUUGAUUGAGUGAUGAUGUAAUGCUUUGUCCUUUGUGCAAAAGGAAUCGUUUGCUUGCCAUUUGUUCCUGUAACUUUACACAUCUGUUGCCCCACAGAGGCUGACAUAAGUGACACUUUUUGCAAAUGCCACUUGACCCAGAUCUGCAACUUCUACCGCACAGAGACAGAACUGGUGGCACACGUUUUCUUCCUAUUACAUUCAAGUAGUGGUGAGCAUCUCUCUGUGUAAGCUCUAGAGGGCAGCAGUGUCAAAGCGGUGUGUACAAACAUCCUGCAAGCACCAUUAGAGCCUUGCAUUGCUGCUUUACCCAUCCACCGCCAGCAGGGGGGGGUCUCGCUCCCUUCCUGCUGACCGUGCAUGGGCCUUUGAAAUGCAGCUAGAGGUAAAAGUUGUCUCCUUGUGGCACAAAUGUGAAUAACGUCUAGAGAUGCCCCUCCUGGGUUUGCUUCAGACCUGAUAGUGGUGCUCCUACACACUCUGGUGCUCUCCUAUCAAACUUGAUUUACUGUGAAGGGCCUUCCCUCUGCAUGGUGCUGUCAUCUUCGAGCAGAGGGGGGGGGGGUGGGGGGGGGUUGGGGGUGCGUCCUUCAGCAGGCACCACAGAGCCUGUUAAUCAAAGUGGGAGUCUCUGGUUUAUUUUGAGGUGCUUUUAUUAUGGCUGAGAAAUCAUUUGGUGCAUAAGUAGUAAACCGUUGACAGAGAAAUAGAAAGAAAGGAAACCUUGGAAACAAACGACUAUAGCUUCUAGGAGUUGGCGCCAAGUGCAUUGAGUCUGAAAAUGACUCAAAUGCCAGGGUGCGUGGAGAGAAAAGCCAAAGAGAGAGACUAUCUGAUGGAUAGAAUCACUCCUUUUAGAUUUCAGGCAGCAACCACGUGAUCCAUUUGAAUUCAAACGGUCACAUGGUUUACUUGCAAUGAAAGUGAGCGAGUAAUAGAUUUGGGAACAGGCUAACUCCUGGAUGCUGGGGGGUGGUGUUACCUCUCUGAGCGUCUCCAGCUCUGUCCUCUCUGCAGAGACACUGUAUCACAAUCACAACGUGCUACUGAGGGCCGAGACACGCUCACGAUCUCCACACUCAUUUUAAACCUCCUUUUUUAUUUUGUACUCUUAUUUAUUACUACAUGGUGAUGAUGAUGAUGAUGAUGAUUGUCUUUGAUGUUUUUUUUUUCGUCUUUGUUUUUUUAUAUAGCUAAUACAAAUUGUACAUAGAGAAGAAAAGAUUUAUAAAAGCACUUUUAAUCUUGAUUUUAAUGACGAAAAGAAAGAGCCGGUUAUUGACAACUUGAAGCUUAGUUUUUUUGUUCUUUUGUUUUUUUUCUCAAGAGAGAGAUAAAAAUGUAAAUAUUAAAAUAUUUAGGUAAGAUUAUUUAACUGGUGAGGAUAGUAACUAAACCAUGAAUGACAGGGGGGUAUUUUGAAGUCUCUGACAGCCCUCAACAACAGUGUGUUGUGUGUAAAUGUGUGCUUAGUAACACUGCUGUUUGCUUUCCUUAGUACUGUACCCCUCGUCAGCAUGUCAACUGACAGAGACCCCUCCCUCUCUCAAACUAACUCAUAAUGAAAGCAUGAAACUACACUUCCCUUUAAACAACUGGAGGUUCCCCCACAGUGACCACACCGUCUACAACAACAAGUAUUUAAGAAGCUUAAAACACUUUUUUAAUUGUGUUUAAACAUCUUAAAAGGGAGCCGUACAUGUGAUUGGAGCAGCUUGUGGUUUAAAGGAGCAGUGUGACGUUAUGGGAAAUCUGCCUGUUCACUUUCAGAGAGUUAGAAGAGAAGAUGAGAUGUUAGAUAUGGAGCUCGAGCAAACUUAUCUUAGCAUAAGGAUGGACAACUAUCAUGGUUAUUCUACAAUAGGUUUGAAAUUAUUCAUAUUUCAAGGAAUAAAAUCGUAUGCAAGUUAUAACCAUAAGAACAAAUAGGUGUUAAUGUUUCAUUUUUCAAUGAUAGACGAUUUGUUCAAAUGCUUUUACCCGUGCAUUUUGUCUUUUUAAAAGAAAGCUAACAACUUAAAUCAUUUGGCCUAAUGGUGUAUUUGAAACAACUCGAUUUUUACCACAUAGAUCAAACAAAUACAAUCAUCUUAGUGCAGAGUGUAACACUGACAGGAACAAACUCCGGGUUUGGAUUAACCAAUGUAGCUUUAUACGUUUAUAGAGGCCAUGCUAGCUGUUUCCUAUCUUAAUGCUAAGCUAACUAGCUGCGUACAGAAUUGAGUUACAUCCAUCUUCUCAUCUCUCUUUCAAACUUUUCCCCCGAAUAUCAGAAGAGUUUCCCUUUAUUCAUUUGACCGUGGAUCAUGUGCAGGACCACAUCCAGAGGGGGGGUGUAAGGGAUUUGCAGUCAGUCUGAAGGGAUCAGUGGGCGAUGUUUUAGCAAGUAAUAAGCCCAGGUAUCUUUGUCAGUUGUGUUAGCCUAUCAGGAAAGAGACGGCCUCCCUGCGCGUUUGAACGUAUCUACGAUUAUCUACUAUAGCUCGCAUACUAGUACGUAUGAACUUGGCAUACAAAUCAUGACGCCCCUGUGUUUAGCUUGUAACAAUUGAUCAAAAAUCAUGAACAACGGUAGUUUCACUGGUGCAAUGUUACUCUUUAGCCCUAAUGCAUGGCCCACAUUACACACACACACAGAGACACACACUUGCCUAACGAUUGGUGCUGAGGAUACAGUGUAUGUGAUAUCUUAAUAACUUUGUACAUUUCUAUGGUUCUGAGAUUCGGGGGUUGGUAAGCUGGUGCUAUGAAGCUACACCUUGAAAUUCACUGUGUUUAAAAAAAACUAAAAAAGUAAAUUUGCGAGGGGAAAAAUGAUACCACAAAUAUUUUUCUGAGCUCUUCGAAUGUCAGGAGAAGUAUACUUUUGAUUCAAGCAGUUUCACAUGAGGGGAAGCUGCCCUGGUGCUGACUUUGUGAAAAGUCUUUUAUUACAAUGCUACAAAUGUACAUCUCUUUGUGAGGCCAGGGGGGCGCUCAAACAGCUCAUAUUCUCUGAUUAAUAUUCAUUGCAUAUUGUACUUGAAGUCAUUCAAACUAGGAUAAGAUAUAGAAUCAUAAUGGAGACUGUUAUCCGGGUUUGGUGCAGCGCAAGAACCAAAGGCUCUUGAAAUGUACUAACUGAAUAUGUUAAAACAAGAACCUCCCUUCCUCUCCCUGUUCAUGCACUUCCUCUACUCACCCCCUCUUUUUAUUCCUCACACCUUGUAUAUUUUGUCUCACACAUUCACACACAGAUUUACAUCUCACUGUGUAUGGCCCACUUUUAAAGGACACAUAAUUUAAUUGUUGAACACUCUCUGAAUUUUGAGACUUGGACUCUGGCCCCGUACGAUAAAAAAAGAUGAACCUACACAACGGCAGCUACAUUCCUUUCUGAGUUUUAGGAUUGUUCUUGGUUCUUUAUUUUUCAUGUCAAGGAUGCAGUAUGUAAAAAAAAAAAGUGUUUUUGUUCAGUCUCUCUCUCUUUGUAGCUGUAUGGUGUAUUAUGUGAAUACAUAGUGUAUGUGGUAAAAACCCCACAAUAUUGUUUCAUGUUGCGCGAUAAAUAAAAACAUUGAAGUGAAAA
Messenger RNA from Gymnodraco acuticeps, 10997 nucleotides. It is a transcript of the gene tet3, whose product is annotated as tet methylcytosine dioxygenase 3. The transcript is spliced from 10 exons. Gene Ontology annotation, molecular function: DNA binding; DNA 5-methylcytosine dioxygenase activity; zinc ion binding. The record is from RefSeq and is a predicted model, not a curated record. The coding region runs from base 611 to 6124 and encodes 1837 amino acids. Gene Ontology annotation, biological process: positive regulation of transcription by RNA polymerase II; oxidative demethylation. Lineage: Eukaryota; Metazoa; Chordata; Actinopteri; Perciformes; Bathydraconidae. Gene Ontology annotation, cellular component: nucleus.